AUGCAGAGUCACAUGUGGCGCCUGUUCAGUUUCACUUCCGCGUUGGGUUAACAACGACAAAAUCAUAUCAAUCAUGCAAUCGUUUUAACGUGAAUAUUUACAGGAUUGCGUAUCUCCACUGUGUGCGGAUCGAUGCCCGUGGAGAUUUUGACGUGAUGUCGUUUAGUGUUGUUUAAGGGCACUGUUGCGACUGUUCGGGAAGGAGAAACUGAGACCCCAUUGGGCACAACUAGUUAGGACACACUCACUUCUAUUUAUAUACAGUAAAUACAGUAACAGCACAUUCUGAAAGGUGCUCCUUCUGAAAAUCAUGUUGCUGUCAGUGAGAAUAAUUGCUCCACUUUUCUUACUGCUUGUUGGAGUGCGAGCGAAGAACAACACGGAUAACUGCAAGCUGGUUGUAGAGAGUGAAUCAGAAAGAAAAGUGCUCCGUUCACUGGAGCCCCUGACCAAACAAAACUUCACCGUGGAGGGUGAGGAGAAGGACAAAUACAUCUACAUUUUUCAGGUGUGUGGUGACGUGGACGGACUGAAGAAUGUAGGUCUUGUGCAGAGAGCCAAGGACAGUGGAAAGCAGACCACAAUUGGGAGCUACUCUCAUACUCGAGCUAUUGGAGGAAGUGACUGGGUUCUGCUCAUAUAUGAGGGGGGAGAGAAGUAUGAAAGCCACUGUUCAAAAGAGCCAAGACAAGCAAUGAUUAUGAUUUCUUGCAGCAAAAAAGCUAAUGAGAGUAAAUUUUCAGUGGUUCUGGAGGACAGGGAGAGGCCACAGGACUGUUAUUACUUGUUUGAGCUGGACACCAGUGUAAUCUGCCCUGUAACUCCAUCUAAACUCAGCGCUGGCUCAAUACUGCUCAUUGUCGCAUUCUCCUGCCUAGCCGUGUAUCUCACCGGUGGGUUCCUGUAUCAGCGACUCGUGGUUGGGGCCAAGGGAGUCGAACAGUUCCCCAACUAUGCAUUUUGGUCAGAGAUUGGCAACUUAUCCGCUGACGGAUGUGAUUUUGUGUGUCGUUCCCGUGGUAAUAGAGAAGAACCGCCCACAUAUAGAGGUGUGGCUACUGAACCACUUGGAGAGGAGCCAGAGGAAAGAGAUGACCACUUACUUCCCAUGUGACCAAAUUAAAACAGCCAGUGAGAAGAGGCUGGACAGUUUUUGGAACCCAAAGAGGAAUGUUCAGUUCAGACGUGUUCCUAGUUCAGAAGUGCUGCUGUUCAUUUCUCUUAUUUACCAAUAGCACUUAUCCUCUAUUUAUUCCCUAAAAUGUUGAUUAGAUAUUAGUUCAUUGUAUAAGAUCGCUAACUAGUUUUUGAAAGUCCAAAAACCCAAGGAUAAAUUUUAUAACAAAAUUACAAAAAACAUGCAACAAUGACCCUCUUUUCUCUCUUUAUAGGAAGUGAAAGAUAUCAGCACUGUUUGUCAGUGCUUUACUGUGUGAUAUGGUCACCACAGAGAUGUAGUUUGGUAUAGAAUAUAAGUACUUAUUUUUUUAGUAUGAUUAGAGUGGUAAAACUCAAAAGGAGUUUUUAAAGGGUUAGUUCACCCCAAAAUGAAAAUUCUCUCAUCAUUUACUCAUCCUCAUGCCAUCCCAGAUGCGUAUGACUUUCUUUCUUCUGCAGAACACAAAUUAGGAUUUUUAGAAGAAUAUCUCAGCUCUGUAGGUCCAUACAAUAGAAGUGAAUGGUCAUUUUUUUACCAUAAACCUCAAAUUUCCGCAUUCCUCUUCUUGUGUUUUGGUGAUUUGCAUUAUUUGUGCUUAUUGCCACCUACUGGGCAGGGAGGAGAAUUUAUAGUAAAAAAGGACUUAAAUAUUUAUCCGUUUCUCACCCACACCUACCAUAUCGCUUCUGAAUAUAUAUAUUUAACCACUGGAAUCUUAUAAAUGACUUAUGUGCUUUUUGGAGCUUCAAAAAAUGUGUACCCGUUCACUUGCAUUGUAUGGACCUACAUAGCUGAAAUAUUCUUUUCAAAAUCUUCAUUUGUGUUCUGCAGAAGAAAGAAAGUCAUACACAUCUGGGAUGGCAUGAGGGUGAGUAAAUGAUGAGAGGAUCUUCCUUUUUGGGUGAACUAUCCCUUUAAGUUCACACUCCACUAACUUAAGCAACAAUUAAAUGUUUGGGAAUGUAUGGCUUUUGGUUUCAGAAUAUAAAGAAAAUUUACUGAAAUUCAUUAUUUGAGAAGUUCGUGAAUAUUCUAGAUUCUUAAUCACAAAUAUGCUUUGCUUCAACAUUCCAACAUGCCUGUUUGUUUGUUAGGGAAUAUUGUGUUUCUAUGGAGAAAGUUUAAAGUGAUCUGACAAACAAGACCUCUGCUCUGGUGAGGCCUACCUCAUUGUCUUUACAAAACAUGCGUUCAGCCUGUUACAACCUAUUGAUGUUUCUGAAUGAUGUUAUUAAUGAUAAAUUGGUAUCAUAAAUGUUAUUGAUAAGAGACAUUUGAGGAAAAUAAGAAAAUUACAGAAAUUGUAGAUAUUAAAGGUAUAGUUCAUCCAAAAGUGAA
Molecule: messenger RNA, 2497 nt
Organism: Myxocyprinus asiaticus (Chinese sucker)
Lineage: Eukaryota; Metazoa; Chordata; Actinopteri; Cypriniformes; Catostomidae
Product: cation-dependent mannose-6-phosphate receptor-like
Exons: 7
Coding region: 311-1114 (267 amino acids)
Biological process (GO): protein targeting to lysosome
Cellular component (GO): Golgi apparatus; endosome; trans-Golgi network
Molecular function (GO): protein domain specific binding
Source: RefSeq, a predicted model, not a curated record